AUCCAGCCCCCCUCCCAAAAAUGAGGAAGGGUGAGAGAGAGAGAGUGCGAGAGGGAGGAGGGGAGGAGGUAGCGGAAUUCCGUAACUCCGCCUCCGGCAGCAUACGGCUCGCAUUCCUUAUUCACAGCCUUCCAGAUGAGAAAGAGAAAGGGAGAGAGAGAGAGGGCAGGGGAGAAAGGGAAUAUAAUGACCAUGGCAUUGCAGCGAGCGCUUCACCCGUCUGUAACUAUACACCGCACACCUCUGACAACGGCGUCGGCACGGAUUACAGACAGGCAGACUGCGCGCUCGGUUUGUGGACAAAAUGAGCUCCGCUUUCCAGCCGGACGCCGGGCUUCGGGCUGCCUCCCUGGGCGUCGGUGACGCCGGUGCCUUUUCUGGCUUCUUAUUCUAGUCUCCGGGCUGACUGGCACCUAUAGCUCCCGGACGCUGCCUGCGCUGUGUAACGGUGUGGACUGGGAGGUGAGGGGGGGGCGCUUCGGGCCAACAUGUCUCAGCACGAGAAGCGAAAACGGAAAAAAACCGCCUGCUAAUUAACCGGGAUCCGGGAUGGUUUUAAUUGAGUUAUUCUUGUAUGGUUGCGUUUUGAAACCGUUUUAAAAAAUAUAUAUAUUUUAAUCCCUCGCUGCCUCGAUACGGACCUCUCGGUUGUGUACGUGGGGACGCCGUCCUGGCGUGAAAAACGAAAGUGUGGACGGAAGGCUGACUGACUGACUGCAGCUUUUACAUAUGUAAUUUUUAGUUGUUGUUGUUGUUGUUGUUGUUUAGUUAAAGUUUUAUCCCCCUAAAUUGGCAACUCCGCGUUUCACCUGACCCCGUUUUCUCCUUCACCCUCUUCUCUCCUGCAAAGUAAAUGCACUUUAGUUUUUUAACGUGCCUGUCAAAAACGGACGACAUCGUUUCCUAAAUUUGAAAAUCGACUCUUUUGUGUUCAAGUCGGGGGAACCGAUCGACUGGACACGGAUUCGGCGAUUCCCGCCCCCGACACACACAGAAGUGGGCUGCCAAGCAAGAGAGUCCAGAAAUACUAAUAAUAAUAAUAUAAAAAAAAAACUCUUUUAGCGUCGCUGUAGGUGUUUUGCUUCCUCUUUGAUACAGAACUGUGAAAAGACUUGACAGGUCGGGGCUUUUUUUGUUUUACCCCGGUCUCACAAUGGACGUUACCUGCCCCCCAAAUCGCAAGCUCUCCCGGUCGGGAGCAGAGCUCGCCGUGAAGGCGGCCGCCGUGCCCCGGAGAGCCAGCCUCCCCAGACCGCUACCUGCCGACCCGGGGGCCGAGGGCGCCUCGGCAGGGGCGGGCGAGCUCCGGAGGGUGCCCAGCGUGAAGAAGCACCACCACAAGCACAACCUGAAGCACCGCUACGAGCUGCUGGAGACCCUGGGGAGAGGCACCUACGGGAAGGUGAAGAAGGCCAUCGAGAGGGACUCCGGCCGAGAGGGCCUGCAGCCUCCGCCUGACUGCCGUUCAGCACUAAGGACAGAGUGUCUGCUCGGGGGGGCACGUCCCCCCGAGCCCGGCGGUUUCCCAGACGGGCCGCUCUGCCCGCGCCUGAUGCGCCCGCCCGUUUUCGUCGAUCCUGUGGGAGGGCCUUUGCCGUUGCGUUUUCUCUCCGUCGGCGGUCGUUUUCGGGGGCCCGUCCUCACCCUGCCGUGUCCCGCCGCCUCCCUUCCAGUGUUCGAGAACAAGGACAAGAUUGUGAUCGUGAUGGAGUACGCCAGCAAGGGCGAGCUGUACGACUACAUCAGCGAGCGGCGCCGGCUCAGCGAGAGGGAGACCCGCCACUUCUUCAGGCAGAUCGUCUCCGCCGUGCACUACUGCCACAAGAACGGCGUGGUGCACAGGGAUCUGAAACUGGAAAACGUGCUGCUGGACGAGAACGGUAACAUCAAGAUCGCGGACUUCGGACUCUCUAACCUGUACCACAAGGACCGGCUCCUGCAGACGUUCUGCGGCAGUCCCCUGUACGCCUCCCCCGAGAUCGUCAACGGCAGGCCCUACCGGGGCCCCGAGGUGGACAGCUGGGCUCUGGGCGUGUUGCUCUACACCCUGGUUUACGCCCGGGGGCUGAUCCGCUGGAUGCUGAUGGUGAACCCUGAGCGCCGUGCCACCGUGGAGGACAUUGCCAACCACUGGUGGGUCAACUGGGGCUGCAAGAGCAGCGUGUGCGACUGCGACGCCCAGCGGGAGGCUGGCUCUCCUCUCCUGGCAAGGUUCAUCGACUGGCAGCACCGCACCGAGCCCAGAGCAGGCAAACCUGCGCGGGCCGAGCCCGCGGCCCUAACCCGCCAGCGGUCCCUGCGCAAGUCCAAGAAGGAGAAUGAGGCAGGCGCGCCCCACGGUGAGGACAAGCUUGGCCUGAAGAGGCCCAAGGGAAUCUUAAAGACGAGGCCCACAGGAGAGCAGCGCUCGCGUAGCCUGGGGGAGCUGGAGGCCGUCAUCUCCCUCCAGGACCAAGACUCGGGGUCCAGCCCGGAGCGGGAGGAGGAGUCCGCGGGUGGGGGCUCUCCAGCCAAGAUGGCCCCCACCUUGCCUAAGAAGGGCAUCUUGAAGACAAGCCAGCAGCGGGAGUCUGGGUACUACUCCUCCCCGGAACGCAGUGAGUCUUCCGAGCUGCUAGGGGGCAGCAUGGUGUCUCCUCCCACCAGCUCCCCACCCAAGCGAGCAGCUGGCAGGAAGGGCAUUCUGAAGCGCAACGGGAAGUACUCCACCUUCAGUGCCCUGCCAGCCCUGGGUCCCGCUGGGGAGGCCUCCCCCGCGGACUCCGGACUGUCCCGCAGCCAGAGCCGCCCCUCCAGCGUGGUGAGCGAUGACUGCACCCUGUCCAGCGGCCCCUUCAACCUCCUGGACUGGCCGCAGGCACCGCAGCCCAGAAUCAGGGGCUGUGUCUCGGCCGAGAAUUUACUCCAGCUGGGGGACUUCCGAGGCCUCAAGGCUGCGCCGGACCUCCAUGGGGGCAAGUUCGGUCGGGGGGCCCAGGGGGCGCGGGGGUCUCUCGGGGACAAUGGCAGCUUCUCCCUGCUGGGCGACCUGGACGAUAUGACUCAGGUGUACCAACAGGCCCUGGAAAUAAGCAGCAACCUGACUUAGGGGGGCUCGGAGAAGGAGGGGCGGGGGGCUGGUGUGCGCGUGCGUCUACACGCCUGACGAACGGUGCGUUGCCGGGAUUCACGGAGUGCCGGGGUUCGGCCCUGGUGGAUGCAGUCUUUGAAGUCUCCUCUUGGGGGUUCAUCCAGGAAGACACGCCGCCUGAUGGGCAGCCUGAUAACAGCCCAAAGCUGAGGCUUUGAAUUGCGGGGAGCCCUGCCUCUCGGCAGCACCAGGAGCGCUGCGAUGUUUACGCCUUGGGCAAAGGCAAGUAAGCACAUCGACGAAACGAGGAAAGGUUGUGCUUUGCGUGCCAUAGUAAACUCUUCCAGUAAACCCCACUGAAGAGAGUCAGCCCGAGUUUACGAGAGCACCUUAAAACUGUUAGUUUGUUCUAACAAGUUUGUUAUUCCUUGCGAAAAUGAAUCAGGGUCACGUUUCUGGAACUAUUAACUGCAUUUAUUUAAUUUUUUAAAAAAAACAUGUGUAUAUCCUUAUAUUUAUUAUUAUUUUUAAAUUAGCAUAAUGCCAGUCCCAUUGGACAUAACUGGUUUAUUCAGCCAUUACUGGAAUAUCUCAGCACCCCGUAUCUCUUAUCCCUUAUGGAACAGACAUAUAUUAUAAAUAUAUAAUCCUACGAACUAUAGAGUUUGAAUUGUUGUAUUCAAUAUAUCAUUGUAUAUGAACAAUACAUAAUAUCUGUAGCCACAUAUAUCACUAUUAUCAUAUAUAUGUGCUAUGACAGUAUAAUUGUACUUUAUAUGAAAUAGGUACUUGAUGUGAAGCUCUGGCUCAGUGUAUAUACAUUUGUAUAUGUCUUUUCCCUAAGGGUGCGGAGCCGAUGAAAGAUUCCUGGUUUAUCCCUGCCCUCUGACUUUGCCACAUGCUGUUUCAUCUCCCCUGAGCUGUUAAGGAGCAAAGCUCCCUCCUCUUGCUUUCCAAGCAGAAAUCGAUGAUUUUCUCUGUCAGGUAGCAACAAAGGAGACUGUAAGCUUAAGGUUUCGUGCUUAUCAUUCCUGAGCCCUUGGCCCCCUAGUGUUGUAAUAUGAGUAGGUUUCUAUUCCCUUUGGGAUAAUUGCUUCCGAUGUCCGAGUCCGUUUGGCUCCUGACAUGUCUUUGAGUGGAGCCGCACUGAGGAGGAACCUGAGAAGUUCAGGCCGCUGUUUCAAACGGGUUUCUUCACUUGGGUCUGAUCCGAGAGACCUAUUUACAUCUGCGGGUGUCCCCUCAGACACUAGCACUUUGCACGCGUGCAGGCACAGGAGCUGGAAAAAUAACCAGGGAGGAAGUAUAUUUUCCCUUUCACUUCCGUCUGCAGUGGGCCAUUUCUGAUUAGCAGAGCUGGCGGCGUUGCAAACCUAAUGAUUUGGAGACAAAGUUGAAAAAAUGCCAAGUGGCUCUCCAGGCCCCCCUUCAGUAAACACCUUCUAAAAAUACAGUGUUUCCUUCUGGGCUUACAAAAAACACAAAGCGGUGUUUACAGAUCUGCGCAAUCUGACAUUCUGUGCAGAGUCGCUGUGUCAACACGGCUCAGAAAUCUCAAUUGAUUACCUUGUUGUUUGGAGACCCAGAUGGGUUUUUUCCAGCAAGGUAAAUUUACUCGGAUAAAGACAGCAGGCUUAGUGAUUCAGGGCUGGAAAGCAGGCCAGCGGCGUGUGUUGGAAAGAAUUUGCCCUUCACGGAGAGCUUGUGUGUAGGGCAGCGCUGUUUUUUCUCUGGAGCUGUUGUUUUACCAAAGGGCCGUCAUGUGAUCGAAUAUUUGCAGCCACGACCUUAAAAAAAAAAACAACCGGGGAGGUGGAUGAACAGGACGUUCUAGCUCAUAGACUUCGGGAGAGUUGUCAGAGCAGGGUUUGAGGUCGGGGAAGUGAAAUGCUGAUGGUGAUGGGACGCACUGGAUGUUCAAAGUGCAUCAGCCUGUGAUAUUUAUACUGGAUUUGUGUCAUGUGUACAGGAGACCAAGAUUGACUACCCUCCUCGGCACGUUCACCUGAAAUAAGAUUGGGGAGUCCAGGAUUAUUGUUAACUGGGAUCUGUGAAUCUUCUGGGUAGGGUUUCUAUGUGUCUGAGCUGCUGCCAAGGUGCCUGAGCCCCAAGAUGUGCAGCAGGACUCGGAGUGGUCGCAUCUUUAAAUUGUGUUGUACUGUUUUUCAGAAUUUAGUGGCUGUGUGCCAUAGCCAGCCUAGUGCUGGACCUGAAAAGAAGGGGGUUAUAGAGCAGUUAUAGAGAGGGAGAGCAAGUGAUGAGGACGUAAGGGGUGGUCAGAGUUAGUGAGUUAGGCGGUUGGCGAUUGUGACAAUAAACGACUUUUAGGAACCUUCUACUCUGGGUGAGUGGGGCACAGACAUUUCUUUACCAAAUAUGCGCGUUUUGCUUUUUAAGCUCCACCAAAAAAUGAUCUUCAGCUGUGAAAAGCAAAUGAUUAAUCUCUGGGAAGGCCCACGUGCUCCGAGCUUAUCGGACAGCAUACAUAACAUGGUGUACACCCGUUGACCAGGAGUGACCCAAGUUUAAGCACUGGUUUAAAAAACACCAGGAGUGUCUUUAAAGAUCAUGGAAAGAAAAAUCUAGGAACCUUCCUGAUGUCGGUGCAUUCUAUUUGAAAAAGCAGCACAUUGUUUUUAGUUGUCACAACUCCAGUUUUAGCGGCGCAACCUGCUGCUUUUCUUAAUUUUUUAAAUGUAAAGUGUUUUUGUGAUCGUUGUGCUGCCCACUUAAAUAAGGGGGCG
Molecule: messenger RNA, 5814 nt
Organism: Lepisosteus oculatus (spotted gar)
Lineage: Eukaryota; Metazoa; Chordata; Actinopteri; Semionotiformes; Lepisosteidae
Source: RefSeq, a predicted model, not a curated record